CGUAUUCUGGUCAAGCUAUUUCGACAGGCACUCCCCGCUCCAGUCAGCGAGGAUUUGGCUCAGAUGAGAGCCUUCUCCCGUCGCGUCCGGUGCUCUGGCUCCUCGCUGCUGCGCCCCCCUCCCCGCCGCUCCCUAUGUUAGAGAGAGAGAGAGAUACAUGCCGAAACCCUGCAGCUGGGGUUCCCUGCACCGAGGCAGCACUGCGCAGGAUGUCGAGGGAGAGGGAGAAGGAGAGAGAAUCUCAGUUGCCACAUCCCUGACACGGUUGAGCAUUUACGCGCGAUCAAAUAGCAGAUCUCCUGCAGCCCGGCUCUGCCAUCAGGACUAAUUUCAUCGUCAAAACUUUUCAGUGCUUCAUUCUGACACGAGCUGGUUUUAUCCAUUCGGUGCGUGGUGAUGAAAAGGCUCAACUUUUACAAGCAGACACCAUCCGCACGGCGGUCAAGUUAUUCCAUCUUCUUUUGGUGCCAGUUAUACAGCCUCCCCCCUUGCCAUCGAGCCCGUUAGCCAGGUUUGAUCUCAACUCCUUGGCUCCAAAGUGGAGGGAAUUACCCCCACUUUGAGUCUCCAAUGAGAAGAACAAGAAGAGCAACAGCGGGAAAUGCAGAGCUUGACUUUUUUUCAACCCAUUAGCUCUUUGUCUGACUGCUACUGCUUUCUGGUGAAAUAGAGGGUCAGGACUGUCUGGAUAAAACCCUGAGGGUUUUGACAUUUCAGCUUUUCUGCCUUUUUUUGUUGUUAUUAUUUUUUUCUUAUUUUUUAAUCUUUUGCUCUGCUUCUGGCCUCUGUGCCUUUCGGAGGCUGCCCAGAUGAAGGGGUGGUGUUGCUCAGGCAUAUGCAGAACCCUGGCUCUCCUGUCAGCCCUGUUCCCCUCGUGGGAAAGGUGCUGCCUGGGGCUGGAUCCCAGCGCUGGGGAUCUGGAGAAGUACCCACAAUCUGAUCCAGACCCCUGGGAGGUUUUGCACAGGCACAGACGCAGCUGGGUAUGGAACCAGUUUUUCGUAUUGGAGGAGUACACAGGAAAUGAACCCCUCUAUGUUGGCAAGCUACACUCUGACGUAGACAAAGGAGAUGGAAAAGUGAAGUACGUCUUAUCUGGCGAAGGCUCCUCCUCCAUCUUCACCAUUGACGAGAACACAGGAGACAUCCAUGCCACAAAGCGGCUAGAUCGGGAGGCACAGGCCUACUACACCCUCCAAGCUCAAGCUGUAGACCGACUCACUGAUUUACCCGUAGAGCCAAAGUCUGAAUUUGUGGUCAAGGUCCAGGACAUCAAUGAUAAUGAGCCUAAAUUUCUUGAUGGACCGUACUUGGCAGGGGUACCUGAGAUGUCACCCUUAGGAACAAUGGUAGUGCAAGUGGCAGCCACAGAUGCAGAUGACCCAACAUAUGGGAACAGUGCUAGGGUUGUCUACAGCAUCAUCCAUGGACAGCCGUACUUCUCGGUGGAGCCCAAGACAGGGGUAAUCAGAACAGCUCUGCCCAACAUGGACCGGGAGACGAGGGACCAGUACGUGCUCAUCAUCCAGGCCAAAGACAUGGUCGGUCAAAUGGGUGGCCUCUCCGGCACCACCUCCGUCACCGUCACACUCACCGAUGUCAACGACAAUCCGCCUCGGUUUACUCACGAGAGCUAUCAGUACAAAGUGCUUGAGUCAUUGUCACUGCAAUCUGUGGUGGCAAGAAUCAAAGCAGCUGAUGCAGAUAUAGGCUCCAACGCAGCAAUGGACUACUGGAUCAUGGACGGAGACGGGCCUGGCAUGUUCAACAUAACAACAGAUGAUGAUACACAAGAGGGGGUGAUCAUUCUGCUUAAGCCUCUAGACUUUGAAACAAAGAGCAGCUUUUCUUUGAGAAUCGAAGCCACAAACCGGAAUAUUGACUCCAACUUCUUGAGCUUGGGCCCAUUUAGCGACACAACAUCAGUCAAAGUAACAGUGCAAGAUGUGAACGAGCCACCCAUCUUUUCCUCACCACUAAACAACAUGGUUGUUCCAGAGGACGCCAGAGUGGGCACCUCAAUUGGGAGGGUCUCUGCCCAUGAUCCAGACACCUCCAGCAGUGCCAUCAGGUACUCCAUAGACAGAAACACAGACUUGGAGCGAUUCUUUAACGUGGACGCUGUGAGUGGGAUCAUCAGCACAGCCAAGCCUCUGGACAGAGAAGCCAACUCGGUCCAUAACCUCACCAUCUUUGCCAUUGAGAGCCAGGACCCAACCCAAAUUGGAAAAAGCAUUGCUCUCGUCACAGUUAUGGACAUAAAUGAUAAUGCACCGGUCUUUGCCAUAGACUAUGAAACUCUCCUUUGUGAAAACGCUAUGCCAGGACAGGUAAUCCAGACCAUCAGUGCGGUGGAUCAGGACGAACCUCUUAGUGGUCACCGCUUUUAUUUCGCCCUCGCUGCAUCUGUUGCUGGCAACCUUAACUUCACUCUGCGAGAUAACAAAGACAACACGGCGUCCGUGCUGACGAAGCGAGGUGGUUUCAGGAGACGAGAGCAGCCUGUGUAUCGGCUGCCCGUGUUGAUCGUGGACAGUGGGAGUCCUGCCCUCAGCAGCACGAACACACUCUCAGUGCAUGUGUGUGACUGUGACGCCGACGGCGUUGCCUCGUCUUGCGGAGCCGUGGCCUACACAGCGACUGGCCUGAGCACCGGCGCUCUCUUGGCUAUUUUAGGCUGCAUCAUCACACUACUGAUGAUGGUUCUGCUAAUUGUGUCAAUGCAUCGGAGAAGGAAGGAGCCUCUGAUUCUUGAGGAGGAGAGGGACAUCAGAGAGAACAUUGUCCGUUACGACGACGAGGGCGGGGGAGAGGAGGACACAGAGGCCUUUGACAUGGUUACCCUUCGCAACCUGAAUGUCAUCAGAGACCCCAAUUUACGGCGAGAUGUCACACCAGAUACACCUACAUUUUUUCAUUACCCAUCAGCUACUCGUCCAUCCCAUAAAUCCCUGCCAGACAAUGUGGUGUUUCGAGAGUUUAUUUGGGAGCGACUUCAGGAUGCUGAUGUGGACCCAUCAGUGCCCCCCUAUGACUCUCUGCAGACAUAUGCUUUUGAAGGCAGCGGCUCGGUAGCAGAGUCACUAAGCUCACUGGAGUCACUAAGUACAGACUCAGAUCAGAACUAUGACUAUCUCAGCAACUGGGGACCACGCUUCAAAAAGCUGGCCGACCUGUACGGCAACAGCGACAGCACCAGUGUCUUUUCAUAACCCCUAAAUGUCUCUCUUAACAUUUAAAUGAGAGGAAUUUAUUGUCAGAGAUAAUAUUUGUCUGCCUUCGUGCACUGGAGGAAAGGAUUCAAAGACAACAUGAGACUGAGAGAUAAACACUUUGACUUCAAAGGUUUUUGGUUUGUUUACCUCCUUAUAUGGAUUUUCAAAAGUAUGCCAUGGUGAGUUUUGACACAGACUUCAAAAGUGGCUUGAGUGAGGAGGAAACCUUGUGUGCAGAAGACAUUAAAGGUUUCAGAUUUUGGAGUUUGAACCCAACCAUUAACUGCAGAAUGCAUACAUGUUGGAGUAUUUACAGGGGGAGGCAGCUGUCUUUUCAUUCCAGCGAUGGGCACCGGCCCAGCACUCCUGUUUUGAUGUAUUCCUUUGCCAUCUUUGUGCUUGGAAAAAAAACAACAACAAAAAAAAAAACCAACAUGUUAACUUGUCUGUUCAUAUGAAAUUUCACAAUUUUUUCCGUUUUGUUCUAUUCUUUCUUGGUUGGAGGGGCAGGGUAAUGAGGGGCUGUUUUCAUACACAUUAUUCAUGGAAUCAGUCAUACCUCUCAACACUAUAUGAAAAGUGCAACUGCACACAAAAUAUAAACACCUAGUAGAUGUGCUAAUGAAGUGUUGUGAAGACAUAACUUGUGCAAAUUGAUUUCUCCACUUGGUGAAACAGGAAAGCUUAUGAUUUCUCUUAUUCUCCCAACAAUACAUUUUGCAGUGUAGUGUUUGUCUAAGUAUGUUUUUUUGCUUUUUUCUAUUGCCAGUCCAGUGAAUGAUUUUUGAGCUGAGUUCUGCUUUUAUAGGAGGGUGGGUUUGUGGGCGUCUGCCACGUCAGAAAACUCUGCUGAAGAGCUGUCCUUGUUGUGCUUGAUUUCAAAAUUCUUGCCACCUAGAAAAUUAAGUGGCAGUCUUUACUGGGGUGAAGUUGCAGUUUGUAAGUUAAAGAAUUUUACUUCGGUAGUUUGCAGAGUCUAACAUUUAUUGUCAUUCAGAAAUGAAACCAAUAAUGUUCAUGGUUUAUUUGUUGAAGGCAAAAGGACACACUGUACCAAAUUGGGUGUCGACAUGUACAACCAAUAUGUAUCAUUAUUUAUUUUGAAGAGGCAGAAAUGUGCAAAUUAUGUUUUUAUCCAUUUCCUGAAAAUAAAAUUGCCAUUCAGUU
Molecule: messenger RNA, 4382 nt
Organism: Scophthalmus maximus (turbot)
Lineage: Eukaryota; Metazoa; Chordata; Actinopteri; Pleuronectiformes; Scophthalmidae
Gene: cdh7a
Product: cadherin 7a
Exons: 12
Coding region: 810-3212 (800 amino acids)
Biological process (GO): homophilic cell-cell adhesion; calcium-dependent cell-cell adhesion; cell morphogenesis
Cellular component (GO): plasma membrane; adherens junction; catenin complex
Molecular function (GO): cadherin binding; calcium ion binding
Source: RefSeq, a predicted model, not a curated record